AUGCCCAAACUUCUCAUAUUGUAUGGCUCAGAAACGGGAAAUGCUCAGGAUUUUGCGGAAACCUUGGCUCUCAAUUGUAAGUACCAUAGAUAUGAGCCAACUGUGGCAGCCAUGGAUGACUUCCCUCCAAAGGGACUUCUAGAUUAUCAUGUUUUGAUUGUUAUAUGUUCGACAGCCGGCCAGGGAGAGUUACCCCUCAAUUCUAGGCAUUUCUGGAAAUUCCUUCUUCGCAAAAAGCUCCCCAGUGAUCUUCUCAGUCACAUCAAAUUCAGCACCUUCGGACUUGGUGAUUCGUCCUAUUCUCGAUAUAAUUGGGCAGUUCGAAAGAUUCAUGCUCGACUUCUUCAAUUGGGCGCUCGAGAAUUCAGUCCUCGUGGUGAGUGUGACGAUCAGUCUGCUGAGGGUCCAGAGGCCUACUAUGCCGCGUGGUCUGAAUUGAUACUAAAGAAUCUACCGGCACUUUAUCCAGGAAAUGACAAAUUGACUGAACAACCAAUUGACGAAGACGUUGUAUUAGCUCCAUCUUUCCGCAUCGAGAUUCAAACUAACAAGUUCAAGAAACUGACUGAUACGGAACUCAAGCAAAUUGCAUUUAACAGAGCUUCGAUCUGUAAUGGAGGCUCUCUAGAUCAGUUCGAAGUAACUCAAAACGAUCGACUCACAUCAGAUGAUCAUUUCCAAGAUGUUCGGAAAGUUGUGUUGCGUAGAAAAGAUGGAAUGCCUUUGAAGUACUCUCCUGGUGAUACCAUUGCACUUUAUCCUACCAAUGAUGCUAGGAGUGUAGAUGCCUUAAUUAAGCUUCAAGGAUGGGACGAUAUUGCUGAUUAUCCAAUAAAGAUAGAGACCGUGACAGGUUCUGGUAGACAAGUAUCUAUUCCCGGUGGUCUUAUCAAGAAAUUGACUCUUAGAUCGUUUAUCACCCACCAUUUGGAUAUUAUGUCAGUUCCUAGACGAUCUUUUUUCAUGCAAAUACGUCAUUUUGUAUCAGAUGAACGGGAAAAGGAAAAAUUGAUAGAGUUUUGCUCUUUAGAAGAGGCCCAACAGCUGUAUGAUUAUGCUGAUAGACCAAGAAGAUCAAUUUUGGAAGUGGUUCAGGAAUUCUUCUCCUUGAAGAUUCCUGUCGAAUACUUACUGGAUGUGUUCCCAUUGAUUAAGCCAAGAUUGUUUUCGAUUUCAUCCAGAAAUGAUAACGUUCAAUUGGAGCUCACUAUUGCCAUUGUUGAGUAUAAGACUAUCAUCAGAAGACUUAGAAGAGGUUUAUGCACUCGAUGGAUCAAAACAUUGGUUUGUGGUGAUAAUAUUGUGGGAGCCAUAAAAUAUAAUAGGACCAAAUAUGGACUAGACAACUUAGCUCCCAUUGUUUUGGCCUAUACAGGAACAGGAGUGGCCCCUGUAAAGAAUUUUGUGGAAACAGAACUAGCCAAAAAGCAACAUCGAUUAAUGUAUGUGUUCUCUGGAAACAGAUAUCCAGAAAAGGAUUACUUGUAUGGAGAUUUAUGGAAAGAAUGGGAAGAAAAAGGCCAGAUUACAGUCUACAGGACGUUUUCAAGAGAUCCAGAGUAUGCAAAGAAAGGAUAUCAUUACAUCUAUGAUCGUCUAUAUAAGGAGAAGCAAUUGGUAAACGAUUUGUUGGUAAAACAAGGAGGAGUGUUCUAUUUAUGUGGUUCUUCUGGAAAAAUGCCCACCCAGGUCAGAAUUACCAUGGAGAUGAUAUUUGGCGAAGAAAAUGCUUGGAACAAGGCCGAAGCUAAGGAAUAUUUGAGUAAGAUGGAAUCUUCAAAUAGGUAUAUACAGGAUACUUGGUAG
Brettanomyces nanus is the source of this 1806-nucleotide messenger RNA. RefSeq lists its product as uncharacterized. The record is from RefSeq and is a predicted model, not a curated record. The transcript has a single exon. Gene Ontology annotation, molecular function: flavin adenine dinucleotide binding; FMN binding; NADPH-hemoprotein reductase activity. NCBI's taxonomy places the organism in Eukaryota, Fungi, Ascomycota, Pichiomycetes, Pichiales, Pichiaceae. Gene Ontology annotation, cellular component: cytosol. Bases 1 to 1806 code for a protein of 601 amino acids.